This is a messenger RNA of Astrephomene gubernaculifera, 384 nucleotides long. Lineage: Eukaryota; Viridiplantae; Chlorophyta; Chlorophyceae; Chlamydomonadales; Astrephomenaceae. The record is from the annotation of a GenBank genome assembly.
GCCGCAGCCCCAGGUGGCGCUGGCGGUGUGCGGGCUGUGCAUGCAGGCCAGCACGCUGGUGUGGCUGGGCGGGGCGGCGCUGGGGACCGCCACGGCAACCAGGGUGGCCAACGCGCUGGGGCAGGGUGACGCCGCCGGCGCCCGGCGCCUGUCGUACACCUCUCUGGGCCUCGUGCUGGCCAGUCAGCUGCUGUCGACGGCCAGAACGUGGUGCUCUCCUCCAUCCUGCGCGGUGCGGGCCGGCAGUGGCUGGGCGCCGGCUGCAGCCUGGCGGGCUGGUGGGGGGUGGGGGUGCCGCUGGCCUACUACCUGGCCCUGCCGGCCGGCAUGGGCGUGUGGGGGCUGUGAGCGGGGUUCGCGGUCGCCUCGGCGCUGCAGGCGGGG